AUGAUUUCUGGUUAUGGAGCUCUAUAUGGCAUCUCGGUUGCAUAUAGCCUUAUACUGAUUUUGGCUGAAGCUGAACACGAAUCACGUCUUAAUAGUUGUGUUUUUACUGGUUGCUGUCAUAUACAUUGGACUAUUUAUCGAGAAAAAAUUGUAGAAUCUAAAAACCUCUGGCUCACUACCUUUGUGUUUUGCUUUCAGGGAUGGACAAUUUUUGAAAUACUGAGAUAUGCUCCUCAACACAACUGGAGUGCUUAUGAAGAGAUUCUUAAAACCAAUCCUGUAUUAGCAAAAAUGGUGAUUAGUGGAGUUGUGUACUCAAUAGGGGAUUGGAUAGCGCAGUGCUAUGAAGGGAAACCACUUUUUGAAUUUGAUCGUACCCGCAUGUUGAGAUCUGGACUUGCUGGAUUCGCUUUACAUGGUUCUCUUUCUCAUUACUAUUAUGAAUUGUGUGAGGCAUUAUUUCCAUUCCAAGACUGGUGGGCAGUUCCUAUUAAAGUUGCCUUUGAUCAAACUAUUUGGUCAGGAAUAUGGAAUAGUAUUUAUUUUGUAGUUCUGGGGCUCUUGAGAUUGGAAUCACCCGUUAGUAUAUUCAAAGAACUGAAGGGAACAUUCUUGCCUAUGCUCACUGCAGGAUGGAAGCUUUGGCCUUUUGCACACCUUGUGACAUAUGGCGUCAUUCCUAUAGAACAAAGACUGCUUUGGGUUGAUUGUGUGGAGCUCAUAUGGGUGACAAUACUAUCGACGUAA
This is a messenger RNA of Chenopodium quinoa (quinoa), 747 nucleotides long. RefSeq names its product PXMP2/4 family protein 4-like. Gene Ontology annotation, cellular component: cytoplasm; membrane. NCBI's taxonomy places the organism in Eukaryota, Viridiplantae, Streptophyta, Magnoliopsida, Caryophyllales, Amaranthaceae. The coding region runs from base 1 to 747 and encodes 248 amino acids. The transcript is spliced from 6 exons. The record is from RefSeq and is a predicted model, not a curated record.